AUGGCGAAGCUGCUGAGCUGCGUCCUCGGCCCCCGGCUCUACCAAGUCUACCGCGAAAGGCACUCUGAACGGCGCCCUGAGGCUCCAGCUUCCGUCACUGCCCCCCCUCCCAGCUCCUGGGAUACGUACUAUCAGCCCCGGGCGCUGGAGAAACAUGCCGACAGCAUCCUGGCACUGGCUUCAGUCUUCUGGUCCAUCUCUUAUUACUCCUCUCCCUUCGCCUUCUUCUACUUGUACAGGAAAGGCUACCUGAGUCUGUCCAAGGUGGUGCCGCUCUCUCACUAUGCUGGGACGCUGCUGCUGCUGCUGGCGGGUGUGGCCUGCCUCCGAGGCAUCGGCCGCUGGAGCAACCCCCAGUACCGGCAGUUCAUCACCAUCCUGGAGGCCACUCACAGGAACCAGUCUGCGGAGAACAAGCGGCAGCUGGCCAGCUACAACUUUGACUUCAGGAGCUGGCCCGUGGACUUCCGCUGGGAGGAGCCCAGCAGCCGGAAGGAGUCCCGCGGGGGCCCUUCCCGCCGGGGCGUGGCCCUGCUCCGCUCCGAGCCCCUGCACCGGGGCGCAGCUGACACCCUCCUCAACCGCGUCAAGAAGCUGCCCUGUCAGAUCACCAGCUACCUGGUGGCCCACACCCUGGGGCGCCGGAUGCUGUACCCCGGCUCUGUGUACCUGCUCCAGAAGGCCCUCAUGCCUGUGCUCCUGCAGGGCCAGGCCCGGCUGGUGGAAGAGUGUGACGGGCGCCGCGCAAAGCUGCUGGCCUGUGACGGCAACGAGAUUGACACCAUGUUUGUGGACCGGCGGGGGACAGCUGAGCCCCAGGGACAGAAGCUGGUGAUCUGCUGUGAGGGCAAUGCGGGCUUCUACGAGGUGGGCUGCGUCUCCACGCCUCUGGAAGCUGGGUAUUCAGUGCUGGGCUGGAACCAUCCAGGCUUCGCUGGGAGUACGGGGGUGCCGUUCCCACAGAAUGAGGCCAACGCCAUGGACGUGGUGGUCCAGUAUGCUGUCCACCGCCUGGGUUUCCAGCCCCAGGACAUCAUCCUCUAUGCCUGGUCCAUCGGCGGCUUCACCGCCACGUGGGCAGCCAUGUCCUACCCAGACAUCAGUGCCGUGAUCCUGGAUGCCUCCUUUGAUGACCUGGUGCCCUUGGCCUUGAAAGUCAUGCCGGACAGCUUGAGGGGCCUGGUGUCCAGGACCGUGAGGCAGCACCUCAAUCUGAACAACGCGGAGCAGCUGUGCAGGUACCAGGGCCCUGUACUGCUGAUCCGAAGAACCAAGGAUGAGAUCAUCACCACCACGGUUCCUGAGGACGUCAUGUCCAACCGAGGCAACGACCUCCUGCUGAAGCUCCUGCAGCAUCGGUAUCCCCACGUGAUGGCAGACGAGGGCCUUCAGGUGGUGAGGCAGUGGCUGGAAGCCUCCUCGCAGCUGGAGGAAGGUAAAACUGACCCUGUCAAUCAAAAGCCCCCUUAUCCAGCUGAGUCCCUCAAAUACCUGCGCUGCUAUCGGUGCCUCCUGGAGACCAAGGAGCUGGGGUGCCUGUUGGGAUCGGACAUCUGCCUGGCGGCUCCUGGCAGCAGCUGCAUGACUCUCUUCAUCAAGAACAGUAGUGGGUCUGACAUCAUGGUGAGUGACUGUCGCCGCAAGGAGCAGUUGAGCGACUGCUCACACACCCGCGCUUCCCCGGUGUUUGGCUUCUGGAUGUUCCCUCGAUGCUGUUUCCGGGAUCUCUGCAAUAACCCACAGAACAGAGUGUUCUAUCUCCCGUAG
This is a messenger RNA of Pipistrellus nathusii (Nathusius's pipistrelle), 1767 nucleotides long. The record is from the annotation of a GenBank genome assembly. NCBI's taxonomy places the organism in Eukaryota, Metazoa, Chordata, Mammalia, Chiroptera, Vespertilionidae.